GUAACGCGUAAAGAAAAUUGUGAUCUCUGGGUUGAACAAAAAUAUUGAAAUACAAAGGCUUUGAUAAUUGAAUCUGAAAAGAAAAAUGGGGGACAAGAAUGAAAAUACUGACAAAGGACUGUUUUCUAGUCUUGCUGGAUAUGCUAUGGGCCAUCACCAUGGAGGCUAUGGGGCACAUCCACCUCAAGGAUAUGGAUAUCCACCACAAGGGUACCCGCCUUCUGGCUAUCCUCCUCACGGUGGAUACCCGCCAGCAGGAUAUCCUCCUCCACCAGGGGCAUACCCGCCACCUGCAUAUCCUCCACAUGGUGGAUAUCCUCCUGCAAGUUAUCCACCCGCCUACUAUCCGGGUCCAUCAGUCUUACAUCAUGGGCAUGGUGGACCUCAUAUAGGAGGGGGCAUGCUAGCUGGAGGUGCAGCAGCAGCAGUAGCUGCAUAUGGGGCUCACCAUCUCAUGCAUAGUCGUCCUCAUGGCCAUUAUGGCCAUUUUGGCCAUCAUGGCCAUUAUGGCCAUCAUGGAAAGUUUAAGCACGGAAAAUUCAAGCACGGGAAGUUUGGAAAACAUGGCAUGUUUGGAAAACACAAGAGAUGGAAGUGAUUCAUCGCCUCAACUAACAAGAUUGCUGCUUUCGGUUCUUGCUUUCUACUUUUCUGUUGACUAUGAAUUUCUGUUGCAUUUUGGGUGUUUCUUUACUGAUAUUAGUAUAUUAUCAACACUCUCGGUUGUGUUUUCGUGUAUAUAUUGUUUUCACUUUAAGUUGAUGACAACUUUCUGCCUGGUGCUAUCCAUGAUUAGCUGUUGUUACAAAGGAUUUUUACUGGUGAAGUUCGAGUUUGUAGACUUGGAAAUUA
This is a messenger RNA of Solanum pennellii, 852 nucleotides long. RefSeq names its product glycine-rich protein A3. The transcript has 4 exons. NCBI's taxonomy places the organism in Eukaryota, Viridiplantae, Streptophyta, Magnoliopsida, Solanales, Solanaceae. The coding region runs from base 86 to 598 and encodes 170 amino acids. The record is from RefSeq and is a predicted model, not a curated record.